CUCAGAAUCCCCUGUCUAGUCCAUUUUUAGUCCCAGCUAGAGUUAAUAUUACCCCAAAAAAAAAAAAAAAAAAUGAGUGUGGAAGUGUUAGAUGGUGCCACCAUUCUCAACUUUGUACAAGACAAAGAAGCAUUCCAUGUUUUGGUAUGCGACCUUUUUGGUCACCUUGACACCAACCAUGAUGGCCUCCUUUCAUAUGCCGAGAUGCUGAAGGAGCUGCAGUGUUUGAGGGUGUUUGAGACACAUUUUGGAAUUGAUGUUAAACCCGAGCCAAGCGAGCUGGCUCGGGUUUAUGAAUCUCUGUUUGAUCAAUUUGAUCAUGACUCAAAUGGGACGGUUGAUCUGGAGGAGUUCGAGGCUGAAACUGAGAGAAUGUUGGUUGCUGUGGCUAACGGGUUGGGAUUCUUGCCGGUUCAAAUGGUGUUGGAAGAGGACAGCUUCCUUAAGAAAGCAGUUGAUCGAGAAUUGAUGACUAAAGUGGCAGCUUGAGAGUCUUAUGAACUUUUGCAUUUUAUGUUUUGGGUGUUUGUUUUUGAAUUUUAGUUUGUUUUUGAAUUUUGGUUUGUUUAAUUUUAUAUAACAAUUAAUGCUCUAAUUAAUGAAUCUAGAAUGUUUUGCUGUGGGUUAUAAAUUUAUUAUGA
This is a messenger RNA of Ziziphus jujuba (common jujube), 641 nucleotides long. RefSeq lists its product as uncharacterized. NCBI's taxonomy places the organism in Eukaryota, Viridiplantae, Streptophyta, Magnoliopsida, Rosales, Rhamnaceae. Gene Ontology annotation, molecular function: calcium ion binding. Bases 73 to 489 code for a protein of 138 amino acids. The record is from RefSeq and is a predicted model, not a curated record. The transcript has a single exon.